AUGGCAUACUACGACGACCGCCCCUACUACGCCCCGGAUCGCCGCGACCGCCCAAAAGGAACCGCCGCAGAAUACUAUGAAGAUCACCCCGAGUCCCCCCAGCCGCCUCGAGGAUCACGCCGAUUUGAGCGAGAGAUCUAUCCGUACGGCCGCCCUGACGAUUCCGUUGAGGAAGUCCAGCGUCAUUUCCCGCCUGGUGAAGACUACGUCUAUGAGCGCGGCUACAAUUCUCGCCGCUCGGGCAGACCAGUCUAUGAGACAGUGCGCCGCGCCUCGUCGACUGGCGGGUACGAUCGUUACUACGACGAUAGGCCCCGCCGAUCUGACACCAGGCGCUCCCGCCAAUAUGAUGACCGCCGGUCCCGUCGUUCAAGGUACUCGCCGCAAUCUUAUAGCCCGUCCCCAGAGCGCCGCAAGUCCCGCCGCAAGUCAUUCGGCGAACAGGCUCUCGGUGCUUUGGGAUUAGGUGGAGGUGCAGCUGCAGCUGCCUACAAGCACGAUCGCGACCAACAUCGUGAUCGUGACUACCGUGGAAGUGAUCGAGACUACUAUGACCGCGACCGCCGCGACCGUCGAGGCCGCUCCUACUCGCGCAGCCACCGCCGUGACUCCUCCUCACGCAGCCGCAGCCGCAGCCGGCACCGCAGCAAAACCAAGGAAGAGCGGAUCGCCCAAGCCGCCCGUGCAGCACUUGCAGCCGGCGCUGUCCAAGCCUUCCGCUCACGCAAAGACCCAGGUCCAUGGACCGGCGAGAAGGGCAAGGCGAUCCUCACGGCCGCUGUGGCAGCUGCAGGAACAGAUGGAUUGGUGGACAAAGAUCCCAAAAAGCACAGUAAGCGCCACACCAUUGAGUCCACACUGGCAGGUCUCGCUGCGGGGCAGCUCAUGAACCGAGGACGGUCGAAGUCCAGAGGACGCGGCCAUAAGUCUUCCGGUGGCCUGAAGGACCUCGUUUCGGCGGGAGCUUUAGCCGCGGCGGGUAAAGAGAUCUAUGACCGAUUUUCGCGCUCACGCUCGAGGCCGCGAGGCCGUGAUGGUUCUCGCGAUAGUUCCGGUUCCGAGAGCGAUGAGCGCAGUUCACGCCGAGAUGGUCAUCGCGGUUCGCAAAAGCGGAGCAAGAGUGUCUCGGAUUACCUGAGCAAGGGCAUGGCUGCCUUGGGGCUUGAGGCUGGUGAAUCUGAUCGGCGCGACGGGCGAGACCGCAGUCUCAGUCGCAGCCGCAGUCGCAGCCGCAGUCGCAGUCAUAGUCGCAGCCGCAGUCGCAGUCAUAGUCGGGAUAGGGACCACGGACGAUCCCGGCGGGGCUCGAAGCGGCACGAUUCGUACUCCGACUCGGACGCAGAUGACAGUGAAUACCGGAGCAGGGGCUCGAGGCGAGGAAGAAGCGACAGAGAUUCGCGAGAUGUAGGUCUAUACCGUUCAAGCGGCAGGAAUUCAACCCCCAGAGCGCCGGCAAGCGCACCAGGCGGGGGACAUGAUGGAGCAAUGGUCCCCAGGUCGCGCGGGCGUUCAAGUUCUGAAAGUAGUUCUGACCUAGGUGACAGUUCUGAUGAGAGGGAGAAACGUAAGAAGAUGAAGCGAGACUUGCUGGUGACAAGUGGCCUGGCUACUGUGGCGACAAUUCACGCUGCGCAUAGCGUGCACCAGGGUAUCGAAAAGCGCAAGAAGCGGAUCAAGGAGCUGGAAGAGGGCAAGAUCACACCCGAGGAGGCCCGGAAACGCCGCAUUAAGGCUGAUGUUCUCGAUGUCGCGAGUAUUGGGCUGGCUGCGUUGGGGAUCAAGGGUGCCGUUGGUGAAUGGAAAGAAGUCUUGGAGAAGCGAAAGGAACGUCGCGAGUUCCAGGAAGAGUGCGCUCGGCAUGCUGAGUUGAGAAAGAAGCGACGUGCUCGCAGCCAAGGCCCUCCAUAUCGACGUCGCUGGCCGGACGAAAUUGAGGAUGCUCCUUCACCGGUGCAUUCGUGGAAGCCCAAUACUCCUGUCCAAGCCCUUGAGGCCCCACAGGCGACUUACUAG
Penicillium chermesinum is the source of this 2013-nucleotide messenger RNA. RefSeq lists its product as uncharacterized. The transcript is spliced from 2 exons. The coding region runs from base 1 to 2013 and encodes 670 amino acids. Lineage: Eukaryota; Fungi; Ascomycota; Eurotiomycetes; Eurotiales; Aspergillaceae. The record is from RefSeq and is a predicted model, not a curated record.